Cladocopium goreaui is the source of this 906-nucleotide messenger RNA. The record is from the annotation of a GenBank genome assembly. Lineage: Eukaryota; Dinophyceae; Suessiales; Symbiodiniaceae.
AUGAUUGUGGGAAUCUUUGACGGCAUCAUCAAGAAGUUCAACGAUAAGUUUCCCAGACAAGCGGUGAAGAAGUUCGACAAGAUCUCCGCAGUGAAUGGAAAAGCAGGAACUUCCAAUGAAAUGCGCAGGAUGAUGGUCUCUGCCAUUGCAGAUGAAACCUUAGAGCUCUUGCAGCUGACCCUGCGGCGGCCCACGGAACAUGAGAUUCGCCUGGAACGUCCCGGGGCACUGGGCUUACAAGUGAACUACACCGAUCUGUUGGGCGGGGUUCUGAUCAGCAAAGUGGUCUCAGAUGGCCUGGUGGAUCGCUGGAACCAACAGCAGAAGGCCGCGGGCGCCGCGGGAAGCAGUCGCAUCAAAGUAGGCGACCGCAUCAUUGCGCUGAAUGGAGAUGAGCUGAAAGGAGAUGAUCUCCUGGAAAGGUUGAAGACCUUUGGCCAGGUUUUCUUGGGCGGCUUGUGCCCUGUGUUGUUGGUUGGGGCGUGGCUUAUUUUGGCCAACAUCCAGUCGUCAGUGACGGAUUCCUCUGCAGUGUCGUGGAACUCACAGGUCACUGAGGAAGAAACUCGCCGCAAGGAAAAGAAGGAGCGUAAAAGCCGAAAGCACAGGCACCAUUCGGCUGAUGCGCAUGCUGAUCGUUCAGCAAAGAAAGAUGAUGGGGCGUUGCCAAAGCCCUACAACUGGGCGGAGGAGGUGGUGAAAGCUUCCCUGGAUCCGCAGAACCAGUGGGAGUUCCCAGCUCCAUCCGGGAAGGCUGGCUAUGUUGGAUCGCUCGCAGCGUGGGAGCAGCCGCGUGCGCGGGGGACGGAAGUCGCGUCCCGCGCGCGUGAGCGCGCCGAGGAGGUACAGCGUUGGGAGCGACACCACGAUUCUCAGCAGCAGUACAUCUUCGGGACCCCGCGCUGA